UUCAUUUUCAAUACUUAGCUUCUCUAUCCCAAUAUGGCUCUUUCCUUCAUCAAAAUCUUUUUCUUCUUGUUAUUAAUCACUCCUAAUCUUGACCUUUCACUAGCGAAAAAAUGCUCAUUUUUUACACCAAAGUAUGAGAUACAUGUUAUCAACAAACUUCAAAUUAACAACCCACAAUUGAGAGUUCGUUGCGCGUCAAAGGACGAUGAAAUUGCAGACAAGUAUGUUGCCAUAGAUGAAGACUUACAUUGGUCGUUUUGCGAGUCAUUUGUCCUUAAGACUUUAUAUUUUUGUCACUUUUGGUGGGGUCCAAAGAAUACAUCUAUUACUGUAUUUGAUGAUGCCACCUUUUGUAUACACCAUGGAAAAUAUGAAAAUCUUUUAAGAUAUUGUAAAUGGGAAGUAAGAGAAGAUGGUUUUUAUUUGGAACAAUAUAAUACUACUGCUGGGAAUAAGACAUAUUUUAUGGAUCAUGAAAGUGAUUGGUCUUAG
Molecule: messenger RNA, 492 nt
Organism: Solanum pennellii
Lineage: Eukaryota; Viridiplantae; Streptophyta; Magnoliopsida; Solanales; Solanaceae
Product: S-protein homolog 5-like
Exons: 1
Coding region: 34-492 (152 amino acids)
Source: RefSeq, a predicted model, not a curated record